This is a messenger RNA of Penicillium cataractarum, 2820 nucleotides long. RefSeq names its product putative MFS myo-inositol transporter. Gene Ontology annotation, cellular component: membrane. The record is from RefSeq and is a predicted model, not a curated record. The coding region runs from base 1 to 2820 and encodes 939 amino acids. The transcript is spliced from 7 exons. NCBI's taxonomy places the organism in Eukaryota, Fungi, Ascomycota, Eurotiomycetes, Eurotiales, Aspergillaceae. Gene Ontology annotation, molecular function: myo-inositol:proton symporter activity. Gene Ontology annotation, biological process: transmembrane transport.
AUGCCGAUAGAUGGGACGGCAACAAAUGGGAAUUCAGAUACAGAGCUCCAGAACAUGGCUCUGAGGGAGGAAGCAGACCAUUCCGGUCCACACGCGCCCCUCCUCGCCCCGACCGAAGCCUUCCCAGACUACGACCACGAGGCCGAUGACGGGGUUCCCGCAUCCGAGCUCCAAUACUCGGGAGGGUGGUUUAUAUGGAGCUUAACGUUCUCCGCCGGUAUCAGUGGCUUGUUGUUUGGUUAUGACACCGGCGUCAUCUCUUCCACACUCGUGACCAUCGGCUCUGACCUCUCCAAUCGACCACUUACAACCCUCGACGAGAGCUUGAUCACAUCAUGCACCAGUCUUUUCGCUCUAAUAGCCAGUCCCUUUACGGGUAUUCUGGCGGAUAAAUGGGGUCGUCGACGGGUUAUACUUAUUGCGGAUAUCUUGUUUGCACUUGGGGCGUUGAUACAGGCUUCAAGUAGCCAGGUAUGGGGAAUGAUUGUGGGCCGCAGUAUCGUUGGUCUUGCGGUUGGUAGCGCAAGCGCAGUAACUCCAUUGUAUAUAUCGGAGGUGGCACCUUCACAUAUCAGAGGACGGCUGGUCACGAUAUUGAGUCUCUUGAUCACUGGUGGUCAAGUCGUUGCAUACGUUGUCGGAUGGCUUUUCUCCCGAACUGCUGGAGGCUGGCGCUGGAUCGUCGGUCUUGGAGCGGCACCCGCCUUUUUGCAAUUUGCAGUACUCGUGCUAUUACCGGAAACCCCUCGCUGGCUUGUACAAGCCGGUCUUGACAACCGUGCAGUGGAUGUUCUGACACGGAUUUAUCAAGAUUGUCCGGGUCGUGACCGGGUUGUUCGCCGAGUCAUGCGUGAUAUCAAAGGGGAGAUUGCAGAAGAGGAAUUGGAAAUGGGACCCAACAAGGACCCAGGCACUAAGCCACAAUGGCUCCACGAUGCAUCCCAACGGGCCCAGGAUCUCUUCCACAAUGGUGGGAAUCGUCGAGCCUUGACCAUCGCCAUGAUGCUUCAAGCACUCCAACAGCUCUGUGGGUUCAACAGCCUCAUGUAUUUCUCUGGAAUAAUUUUCACAGCGCUUGCUUUCUCGUCACCGACAUUGACGUCGCUGACCGUGGCCGGGACCAACUUCCUUUUCACGUUGGUGGCAUUCGGCCUGAUUGAUAAGAUUGGACGCCGGCGCAUUCUACUUUAUUCAAUACCAGUGAUGAUCAUCGCAUUAGUGCUGUGCGCUUUUGCAUUCUCUUCUCUGGAUGUAUCCUGGGAUUCGCAGCCGCCACCCCAGGGUCAAGACUCGCCGGAUAGUCCAGGAGCAGUGUAUCCCCUGGUCAUCCUGCUUUGUUUGACCAUCUACACUGCGGCAUAUGCAUUCGGACUCGGAAACGUGCCUUGGCAGCAAUCAGAACUAUUUCCUUUGAAUGUCCGAUCCCUCGGGUCAGGAUUGGCGACUGCCACUAAUUGGGGAUCCAAUUUUGUCGUUGGACUCACGUUUCUCCCCAUGAUGAAGUGGAUGUCCCCUACUUGGACGUUUGCCGUCUACGCGCUCGUCUGUGCCGUGGGAUGGUUUGUAAUCCUCCAGCACGUGGCCAGCUUCCUCUGCACAGACCAAGACCUGAGGAACCUCAACCUGGUCUGCAGAGAGAUGAGAGACAGGGUCCUGGCUCCUGAGUCGAUGGUCUGGAGGGCUCGCUUUGACGAUGAGUACGAUCUCCCAGUGGGACGAACCAACGCAGAGCUCAAGGCCGAGUACCAAACUCGGGCUAUCGUCCUUCCCCAGACUAUCGACUUCAGACAGGAGGCCAGUGAGCACCAGAAGCUCUGGCUUGAGGUCCUGCAGCAGAUGGUCCUUGAGUCUCUCACUCUGCCGUUGAAGUCUGAUACGUCCAAGACGUACAAGCGGAUUCGGGAAACUCUUACGGACAGUGACCUCUUGGAGCAUCCAUGGAGAGAGAAUCCAUCGGAGCUCUUGUGCACAGUUCAACUGUCUCUCACUGCCUUGGCCCUCACACUUGAUCCCGCGGAUGAAUCCACACCAGCUAUCAAGAACAAAUGCACACGGUCAGAAUACGACAUUGCAAGUGUAUAUUCGCACGGAAAGAAACCCGACGGGCCAUUCAUUAAUCAUGAGAAGCUGGACCUGGCCACCUUGUUGCACAUGCGGAGCUUUUGGCAGCGUCACCUCUUGAACAAAGCUGAGCAGACUUACAAUGAGUCCUUUGCUAAGCUCCCUGAGGAAUCGAGACCCCAGGCGCGCAAGUCCAGUACUGACCAGGAAGCAGGCCUGAGUGUUUCAUGGCUUGGGUACUAUUCAUGCCUCCAUCCCAUGCCAGCCUCACGCAAGGACUUCGAAGACCAGGAGACCUGCGCCGACCUCCGGGGAGAUCAUCUCAGCCAAGUCGAAGUCAUGACCUUGAACAUCCACAUCAAACCAAACGAACCCUUCUGGCCGGACCACUGCAACCGCAUCAUCCCCCUACGCGGCGGCGACGAAACACCCCGUACAUACUUCCGCGGCACACAGUCCACCCUCAACGGCGACCCUGCCGAGAAUCCGGUCUUCGGAUUCUGUGAAGCAAUCGCCCAUCCUUACGGCGGGUUCCCAGGAUGGACGCGCAUUUGCUUCGCAAUCUGCGAAGAGCCGGACAGCAGUGACGAUGAAGAUGAGAUGAUGGACAUUGAUGAUGAUUCGGAUGGGAAUUAUCACUGGGUUCAUGGAUAUGAGGGUGUAAUCUUGCCUGGAGGGCGGAUUAUGUUGGGACGGUGGAUGGAUUUGAAGAAUAUGGACGCUAGUGGACGGGGUCCUUUUAUUUUUUGGGAUUUAUGA